Dioscorea cayenensis subsp. rotundata (Guinea yam) is the source of this 3246-nucleotide messenger RNA. RefSeq lists its product as uncharacterized. The coding region runs from base 399 to 3041 and encodes 880 amino acids. The transcript has 12 exons. Gene Ontology annotation, molecular function: hydrolase activity, hydrolyzing N-glycosyl compounds. Lineage: Eukaryota; Viridiplantae; Streptophyta; Magnoliopsida; Dioscoreales; Dioscoreaceae. The record is from RefSeq and is a predicted model, not a curated record.
ACCAUGGUAGUACUGUGAGAGAGGGAAGGAGAUGAAGGCUAUUCAAAGCAUAAUUAUGGCAAUUAUAGCAAUCUAGAAAGGAAAACUCUUGUUCUAUACAUAUUUCCAGACUUUCUUUCUUACCUUCCUUCUACUACUAGUACUAAUAUCCAAGUCUUCUCAUUUUUUUCCAACCAUAUCCCACCUUCUUUCAUUGUUUCUGCACUUGUCUCAUUUACACCUUGCCUUCCUUUCUUGGCCCCCCCUGCAUUUAUUCCACAUUCAUAUCCAGUAAAUAAAUUGCUUGAAUAAGUUGUUUUGGUUCCUAUAUCUGGUUCCUUUAUCUCACAUAUAGAAUUUUUUGUUGGAGUUUGAUCUUUGACUUGCAAAUUUGCAUUGUGUGUAAUUUCUUGGUUGUGAUGAUGUUUGUGAGGUUUUUGUUCUUGAUUCUUGUAUUGGUUGUUGUUGUUGGUGAUGCCAAGACUCACCGGAUUCUUUUGGAUACUGAUGUCGAUACCGAUGAUUUCUUCGCUAUUUUAUAUCUCUUGAAGCAGAACCAGUCUGUGAUUGAUCUCAAGGCAAUCACUGUCAGUGCAAAUGCAUGGAACGAUGCAGGGCAUGCUGUAAAUCAAGUAUAUGACCUUCUUUAUAUGAUGGGCCGCGACGACAUUGCUGUCGGAGUAGGAGGCGAAGGUGGUAUAUUAGAUAAUAGUACCAUACUUCCAAAUGUCGGCGGAUAUCUACCUCUAAUUGAACAAGGAAUGUCGACAGCAGGAUACUGCCGGUAUAGGCAAGCAAUUCCGAAAGGAAGCGGCGGACGAUUAGAUAUCGACACUAAUUACGGCAUAAGACGGGCAUUCCUUCCGCAGGGUCCUAGGAAAUAUUCUCCGCUGCACCAACCGACGACACAGCAAGUGAUGAUCGAUACCAUAUCGGCCGGUCCUACUACUGUGUUUCUCAUUGGAUCGCAUACAAACCUUGCACUACUUCUCAUGACUAAUCCUCAACUUAAGAAAAACAUCGAGCAUAUUUAUGUCAUGGGUGGUGGUGUGAGGGCGAAGAACCCGACUGGUUGUUGCCCGAAAAACUCGACAUCAUUGUGCAUGCCUCAACAAUGCGGUGAUCGAGGAAACAUAUUUACAAGCUUUCACAGUAAUCCUUAUGCAGAGUACAACAUGUUUGGUGAUCCAUUUGCAGCAUAUCAGGUCUUUCAUUCGGGGAUUCCAAUCACUCUUGUUCCUCUCGACGCUACAAAUACUAUCCCCGUAAACAAGAAGUUCUUUAUGGCAUUCGAACGAAGCCAGAAUACAUACGAAGCACAGUACUGUUUCCAAUCCUUAAAAUUUACUCGAGAUACAUGGGUUGGCGAUCAGUUUUACACGAGUUUUUUCAUGUGGGACUCUUUUACUUCGGGUGUUGCCAUAUCAACAAUGCUCAAUGCUCAUAAAAGUAACGGCGAAAAUGAAUUUGCUGAGAUGCAUUAUCUGAACAUUACUGUCAUUACUUCGAACAAACCAUAUGGAGCUCACGACGGCUCAAAUCCAUUCUUCGACGGCCGUGAUAUUCCAAAGUUUAAUCUUAAGAAAAAAGGAGUACACAGUGGUCAUGUUCAGACUGGAGUUCAAGAUCCAUUUUGUAUAGUAAAAGGAAAAGAUAAAGGGAAAUGCCAGGAUGGAUACACCAAGGAGAUAACCGGUCCGGAAGCUGUUCGGGUGCUUGUUGCUCAUAAAGCGAAACCGAAUCGAGAUGCUCAAAGCCCUCUAGACAGAGAGUACUUCAUCAGUUUCUUGACUGAUCUAAACCUUCCUCAGCAGUCGGGGCGAUUCAAUUUCACCACCGAGUAUCCUUAUUACAGAGAAGUCUUCUACAAACCAACAUUUUCAGACAGAAAGCUCGGAAAACCAGUGAUCUUUGACAUGGACAUGAGUGCCGGAGAUUUCCUCACUCUUAUAUAUCUCCUAAAAGUACCCGUCGAACUCAUAAAUCUAAAGGGAAUAUUAGUGAGUGGCAAUGGUUGGGCAAAUGCUGCAACAAUUGAUAUUAUCUACGAUGUGUUGCAUAUGAUGGGCCGGGACGACAUUCCUGUCGGAUUAGGUAAUCUAACCGCGCAAGGAACUUCACCUUUGAGCUGCACAUAUGUCAAGGCUAUACCUCUUGGUCACGGUGGUUUUAUCGACUCCGAUACACUAUAUGGACUUGGUCAUACAUUGCCUCGAAGUCCUAGACGGUAUACCGCCGACAAUUCUGUAAAACAUGGAGCUCCACGAGACACAGACCAUCCUGAACGAAGACAAGCAUUAGCUUUUGAAGUUUGGCAGUCUGUUACAAAGGCAGUUUAUCCUAAGGAGAAGAUUACUAUCUUGACAAACGGACCCCUGACAAACUUGGCCAAUAUUCUUCUUUCCGACAAGAAUGCCACUUCAGUUAUUCAGGAAGUAUUCAUCGUCGGAGGCCAUAUUCCCAAAGACAAUGAACAGAACGGAAAUAUCUUUACCAUUCCAUCGAACAAAUAUGCAGAGUUCAACAUGUUUCUUGACCCUUUAGCUGCAAAAACAGUCCUGGAAUCAGAUCUUAAAAUAACACUUAUUCCUUUAAAUGCUCAGCGCAAAGUGACUUCUUAUCCGACUAUGUUAAACAGGUUGGAACUGGUUUACAAGACUCCAGAAGCCAAAUUUGCUCACAAAUUGCUGUCAUUGCUGCAUAAUCUGCAACGGAUAAAUAAACUGUACCACCAUAUGGACAUAUUUCUGGGCGAAAUUCUUGGUGCAGUAGUCAUGGUUCAGCAAGAUAAACUUAAUCCAAAAUUACAGAUUCAGCGUAUUAGUGUGUCAGUUGGCAACAUAGCUAAAGAUGGGCAGCUAGUUAUUGACAAAAAACAUGGUAAAUUAGUAAGCAUUUUAGAUGGCGUUGACAGUGAAGCAUACUAUGAACAGUAUACAGAUUUAUUAGGGGCCAAAACCCAGUCUGCAGUUAUUGGAAGUUUCAAUGAACAGAAAAGUUUAUGGAGUCAACCGCCGAAUGGCACCCAGGCAAAACAAGAACAUCGUAUAUUUCUCCGCUAACAUAAUAUACUAACCAGAAGGUAUUCUUUAGCAUACUAAAUGGGUGAUAAAUUCUUCUUAAUAUAUUCUCCAAAAGAAAUUUAAAAAAGUCAGCUCCUAUUUACCUUUUUCCAAAUAAUGAUGUCUUUAGUCUCCUCACCUGUAUAGUCAGCGUUGAUAUGAAUUUAUGAAGAAAUUAAAGAAAAAAUUCGUACAUUAUUUUCAA